AUGGGAGGAGUCUGUACAGCAUGCAUCAGAGACUAUAAACUGGCAGGCGAAUUCAAAGAGCUCGACAUAGAAUCCGUCAAGAAAAACCUGAGCUCCCGCAAAACACUGCCGUAUGUAAUAAAAAUCCAAGCCGCUUGAAGAGGCUACUCUUUACGAAAAUCUUUAAUCCAAGAAUCUUCCGAUCUUAUGAACGAAUUUUCCCGUAAAGCUGAGUCUAUGCUUGAGCCUUUUAAUUAUGGCUCCCAACAAACAGAAAAUGUAACCAAAAAGCCGCCAGUCAAGCUUCCUGACUGUUCUAUCUACAUUGGGGAGUGAAAUUUAUCCCUCAGCCAGCGAGAAGGCCGAGGAAUUCACUAUACAAAAAACGGCGCAAAAUAUGAAGGCUACUGAAAAGACGACAAACCCAACGGCUAUGGAAGGCUAAUUCAUAGCGAUGGAGAUGUUUAUGAAGGUGAAUGGCUUAAUAAUAAAGCCCAUGGAAAAGGAGUUUAUAUGCAUUUAGAUGGAGCAAAAUAUGAUGGAAAUUGAAAAAACGACAAACAGGAUGGAAAUGGCAUCGAAAUGUGGCCUGAUGGCGCGAAAUAUGAAGGAGAGUACAGAGAAGGAAAUAAACAAGGCCAUGGAAAAUUUUUUUGGGCUGAUGGGUCGAGAUAUGAAGGGGAGUUUUGGAAAAAUAAUAUACAUGGAGUAGGGACUUACCAUUGGCCUGAUGGAAAAAGCUAUGCGGGGAUGUGGAAGGACAAUAAAAUGAAUGGGGAAGGAAAAUUUACAUGGCCUGAUGGGAAGGUGUUUCAUGGGGUGUAUAAAGACGAUAAGAAAGAUGGCCCAGGAGUUUUGGAGUGGGCAGAUGGGAGGAAGUUUUAUGGGAAAUGGAAAGAUGGGAGGCUUGAAGAGUCAGGAACUAUGGUUUUGCCCACAGGCGAAAAGAAAGAAGGAGUAUGGAUGAACGGCAAGUCUUUAUAA
Blepharisma stoltei is the source of this 963-nucleotide messenger RNA. The record is from the annotation of a GenBank genome assembly. NCBI's taxonomy places the organism in Eukaryota, Ciliophora, Heterotrichea, Heterotrichida, Blepharismidae.